Molecule: messenger RNA, 1282 nt
Organism: Lampris incognitus (smalleye Pacific opah)
Lineage: Eukaryota; Metazoa; Chordata; Actinopteri; Lampriformes; Lampridae
Gene: shq1
Product: SHQ1, H/ACA ribonucleoprotein assembly factor
Exons: 11
Coding region: 104-1282 (392 amino acids)
Biological process (GO): box H/ACA snoRNP assembly
Cellular component (GO): cytoplasm; nucleoplasm
Source: RefSeq, a predicted model, not a curated record
AAAACAUGGACGGUCUCGAGAAAGUGCGGUUAGUGUAGCCUGUUUUCGAAACACCAUCCUCUUUAUGAUAAGUAGCGAUUAAAGACUCAAAUAGGGGUUCAUCAUGAUUACCCCGGCGUUUGAGCUGAGCCAAGACCCGCAAUACCUGACCAUCAGCAUCCAUGUUCCCUACACCAGAACAUCGGAGUUCGACCUCUAUAUCGACGGGACCGAUUUCAAGUUCUAUGCUAAACCCUACUUCCUCAGAUUAACCCUUCCUGGUAGAAUUGUGGAAGACGGGAGGGAAAAGGCAACAUUUGACAUAGAUAAAGGUCUCUUCACUCUCAGAGUCCCCAAGGAGACUCCUGGAGAGAACUUUGAAGGCCUGCAAAUGCUGACUAUUCUCCUUGCCCCAAAAGGCUCCCGAUCAGCAAAGCCACUGGUGGAAGACAUAAGUACCGUUUCAGGAGCAUGUGGUGGAAGUGAAGGAAAUGAUGAAGAAGAAGAUGAAGAAGAGUUUGACUGGCAGGUUGAGCAGGAGGUUUACACGGAGAACCCUGAAGGAGAGCUGGGGGCCCCUCAGAAAUAUGGCUUUGGUAAUCAGAGGUCUGGAGUGUUUGCCAGACUACAGGAGGAACUGAGUGAUGUCAUUGACAUCAAAAACCCAGAAGGAACCACAGCGGCAGAGAGGAGGCAGGCUCGGAUUGAUGCAGAGACAACCGCGUUCUGCCAUGACCAUUACCUUGCUGAUUUGUUUGAGGACGAAGAGAUCCAGGGGCUGCUGAAGUUUUGUCCAUGGUGGGAGAAUCUGAGCCCUUCCUCAGAACAGAAAGGAGAGGCAGUUGUGUCUUUCAACGAUGAUGAGAAGGCGCAAAUGAGGCAAUUUCCCAAUCACUCCUACCUGUUGAGCAAGGCGUCUCGUCACCAAGUCUGGCUCAGCCUGGUGGACAUCAUCCUGGCCUAUGCCUACGCAGUGCGCACUACGGAGGGGGAACAUAAUGUAGAGUCACCGUGGACCAUCAGAAAACUAAGUGGAACUCUCUGCUGUCUGGAGACAUACUGUUCCAUGCGGGAAGUCUUGGUAUCAUUUGGACGGAGAGUCCUGUGCUACCCUCUCUACAGACACUUCGGCUUGGUCUCUGCCGCCAUUUGUGACACCUCACUGAUUUUGCGUUCAGGGAAAGCCUGUGUCCUGAAGUGCCUGCUAGAUAUUCACAGAGUCUUUCGAGAGAACGACCCAGCCUACAUACUGAAUGACCUGUAUAUCACAGACUACUGCAUCUGGAUCCAGAGGGUCAAGUAA